AUGUUACAAAAGUGUACUGCGGCCAUUCGCCAACUGGCGUACGGGACAGUGGCCGACGCUUUGGACGAGUACUUACAGAUGUCGGCAAAAACUACGCAGGAAUGUUUGUAUCGGUUUUGCCAUAAUGUGGUGAAACUGCAUAGCAAAAAAUAUUUGCGGAAACCAAACGCGUAUGAUGUUCAACAGUUGUACCAAGCUCAUGAAGCAAGGCACGAGUUUCCGGGAAUGCUUGGUAGCAUUGAUUUUUCUGGGGUUGAGUAUAGACGUGGGUAUUAUCUUGCUGACGGGAUAUAUCCGUCUUGGUCUAUAAUUGUAAAGACUAUUCCAUAUCCCGAGGACGAAAAAAGGAAAAAAUUCGCCAAGCGUCAAGAAGCUGCAAGAAAAGACAUCAAACGUGCUUUUGGUGUCAUACAAAAAAAAUGGGCCAUCGUUGCACAACCGGCACGUGCGUUCACACCGAAAAGGUUGCGUCUUUGUAUGUACGCUUGCAUUUUGCUCCAUAACAUGAUUAUUGAAGACGAAGGUCGGGCGAUUUGUGAGUAUGAUGAGAAUGCAUCUUACGGGAACAUUGUCCCGGUUGAUCCGCCACAACAGGAUUUAAACUCGUUCUCGCUAACAAACGACUUCACGCAUGCAAACCUUCAACAAGAUUUGGUAGAACAUAUUUGGAACAAUGUUAACAUGGUGGACGGUGACGGAGACGAAGACGAAGACGAGUAG
Messenger RNA from Helianthus annuus (common sunflower), 720 nucleotides. RefSeq lists its product as uncharacterized. The transcript is spliced from 2 exons. The record is from RefSeq and is a predicted model, not a curated record. Bases 1 to 720 code for a protein of 239 amino acids. NCBI's taxonomy places the organism in Eukaryota, Viridiplantae, Streptophyta, Magnoliopsida, Asterales, Asteraceae.